AUGGCCACCAACGGAAACGGAACGCAUGUUCCGCCCCGCACUAACGGGAAUGGAGCGCAUGUCCCUUCCCGUCCGGCGCCCCCUGCGGCGACCAUCCAGACCGAAGUCGUCAUCGUCGGAGCCGGGCCGGCCGGCGCAUCGCUGGCGUGCUUUCUCAGCAGCCACGGCAUCAAGGGACUCAUAGUGGCCGCGACCUCGACAACCGCUGAUACCCCCCGCGCCCACAUCACCAACAUGGCUGCCUUGGAAUGCUUGAGGGAUAUCGAUCUUGAAAAGAAAUGCACCCAGCUGGCUACCCAUGGCGACUCUAUGGUGCACUCACGCUGGUGCUACAGCAUGGCGGGCAGGGAGUAUGCCCGGAUACACUCGUGGGGUAACAGUCCAAAGCGAAAGGGGGAAUACGAGAAAUACAGCCCCUGCACGCCUGGCGAUCUCCCCCAGACUCUCCUGGAGCCGGAACUGGUUCGUCACGCUACCUUGAACGGCUUCCAGAUUCGGUGGGAUACCGAGUACCAGUCCUUCCAGGAACGGGAUGACGGCGUAACCAUCACCGUCCUGGACAAGAUCACGGGCCUCAACUACGCCAUCGAGGCCAAGUAUCUCUUUGGCGCGGACGGCGCACGCUCCCGCAUAGUUUCACAGCUCGAGCUCCCGCUCACGCGGACCCCCGGAGGUGGUCUCGCCAUCAACGUCCAGGUCAAGGCCGACCUCACGCACCUCAUGAAGUAUCGAACCGGCAAUCUGCACUGGGUGAUGCAGCCGGACCGUGAGCACACCGACUUUUGCUUCUUCUCCGUGGUUAGGAUGGUCAAGCCGUGGACCGAGUGGAUGUUCAUCCUGUUCCCCGUCAAGGGUUACAUCAUGGAUCCCAAGCCGACCAUGGAGCAGUACCAGCAGAAUAUCCGCCAGCUCAUCGGCGACGACACGCCGUUUGAGAUCAUGCGUGUGAACACCUGGACGGUCAACGAGAUCGUGGCCGACAACUACCAGCGGGGCAGGAUUAUGUGUCUGGGUGACGCCGUGCACCGCCACCCUCCGUUCAACGGGCUCGGCUCUAACACGUGCAUCCAGGAUGCAUUCAACCUUGCUUGGAAGGUUGCAUAUGUGUUGCAAGGCAAGGCCGGGCCCGAGCUCUUGAAAACCUACACGCCGGAGCGGCAGCCAGUGGGAAAGGGAAUCGUCAAACGGGCCAACGAUGGGUUCCGGGACCACAAUCACAUCUUCAGCGCGAUAGGGCACAUUCUACCCACCCUCGAGGAGCGCAAGCAGGCCCUCGCUGAGCUGGCGUCAGACACGGACAAAGGUAGGAAGCGACGCGCGGACCUGCAGUGGGCGAUUGACAACUCGGAGCACGAGUUCCACGGCCUGGGGAUCGAGAUGAACCAGGACUACACGACGCUGCCGUCGACGGGCGUCUACACCGAGGACGAGGCGACGACGUUUGCCGACGUCUCGGAGCCGGCCAACCCGGACGUGGUGCUGUACCACUUCCCCUCGACCAGGCCGGGCCGCAGGCUGCCGCACGUCUGGAUCAACACGGCGGUGCCGGCCGACAUGGUCACGACCAUCGACCUCGCCGGCAAGGGCGGCUUCUCGCUCUUCACGGGCAUCGGUGGCGACGAGGCGUGGAAGAAGGCGGCCGCCGAGGUUUCCGAACUGCUCGGAGUGCCGAUCCGGGCCUACUCCAUCGGCAUCGGCCUCGAGUACGAGGACAUCUACUGCGACUGGGCCCGCGUCAGGGCCGUCGAGGAGUCGGGCUGCGUCUUGGCCAGGCCGGACCGCUUCGUCGCUUGGAGGUGUCGCAAGCUGAACAAGGACGGUGGCGAAGGUUGGGCCAAGAGCAAGCUGGAGACGGUAAUGAAGGCUGUGCUGUCGAGGUAG
Molecule: messenger RNA, 1881 nt
Organism: Pyricularia pennisetigena
Lineage: Eukaryota; Fungi; Ascomycota; Sordariomycetes; Magnaporthales; Pyriculariaceae
Exons: 4
Coding region: 1-1881 (626 amino acids)
Molecular function (GO): FAD binding
Source: RefSeq, a predicted model, not a curated record